Messenger RNA from Aedes albopictus (Asian tiger mosquito), 6129 nucleotides. RefSeq lists its product as uncharacterized. The coding region runs from base 1 to 6129 and encodes 2042 amino acids. Gene Ontology annotation, biological process: proteolysis; DNA integration. The record is from RefSeq and is a predicted model, not a curated record. Gene Ontology annotation, molecular function: nucleic acid binding; zinc ion binding; aspartic-type endopeptidase activity. Lineage: Eukaryota; Metazoa; Arthropoda; Insecta; Diptera; Culicidae. The transcript is spliced from 6 exons.
AUGUCUAGCCGAAGCAAACAAAUUUGCAUACUACAUCUGCGUUUUCUCUCGAAUUUGGAUUCUCAAUCGAUUCAACCAUACUGCGAGUGGAGGAUACUGCCGGAUCACCGAGUUUCGUCUGAGCUCCGGUUGCGUAAGGCAAGCAACCAUGUCGAACCCGUCACGAGGAGUGCGGAUUCCCUGAAGUCGUUGACUACAAAACUGAAGGGACUCAAAUUAUCUUUAAGUAAUAUUUGCGUAUUCGUUAAAAACUUCAAAGAUGAUACUACCGCUGCUCAAAUCAAUGUCCGCCUUGAGAAGUUGGAUACGCUAUGGGUACAGAUUAGUGAAACUGUUUGGGAAAUCGAAGCGCACGAAGAUUUCGAGGAACAAGAAAGCCUUCAGACCAGCCAAGUGGAAAUGGAGAACCGCUACUACGAUGCGAAAUCGUUUCUAGUGGAGAAGACUCAAGCGUUUCAGAGCGAUGCCACUCAGAACCAAACGCUUCAUCCUGGAGACGCCACUCUACAUGGCAUGAUGGACCACGUUCGGCUGCCUCAAAUCAAGCUUCAAUGUUUUGAUGGCAACAUCGACGAUUGGUUGAGUUUCAGGGAUCUUUACACUUCCCUGAUUCACGAAAAACCCGAUCUACCAGCAGUGGAGAAAUUUCACUAUCUGAAAGGUUGCCUGGCGGGUGAGGCAAAGGCACUGAUCGAUCCGCUAAAGAUCACGAGGGACAAUUAUCAGGUUGCUUGGCAGACGUUGCUAAAACGCUACAACAACAAUAAGCUUCUAAAAAAGAAGCAGGUGCAAGCGCUAAUCAAAUUGCCGUCUCUCUGCAAGGAAUCAAUCACGGAUCUCCACAAAUUGGUUGAUGGAUUCGACCGUGUUAUUCAAACGCUCGACCAGAUUAUCCAGCCAGCGGAUUAUAAGGAUCUGUUGCUGGUGGAACUUCUAAGUUCUCGUCUCGAUCCUACCACACGACGCGGGUGGGAAGAACAUUCGUCUAAUAAGCAGCAGGACACUGUGAAGGAUCUGCUGGAAUUUCUGCAGCGGAGAAUACAAAUUCUCGAAGCUCUACCAGCGAAGGUAGAAACGAAGAUCGACCAUUCCCUACUACCGAAACGGAAACCGUUCUCAGCGAAGGUCAGCAACAACGCCGUACAGUCGAACAACGCUAAGUGUCCGUCGUGUUCGGAGAUUCAUGGACUCCACAUUUGUCCAGCCUUUCUGAAGAUGUCGUUGCCCAGUCGAGAGUCCCUACUGCGGGCUCAAUCGCUCUGCCGCAAUUGCCUCAAACGUGGUCAUCUUGCUCGAGAGUGUGCAUCGAAGUUCUCUUGUCGGUAUUGUAAGGCACGACACCACUCCUUGCUAUGCUUCAAGGCAGGAGACGCCAACGGUAGCCAAGGAUCAUCAGGGAAGGCGAAUCUGGGAGAUAGCGCUAAGCAGGACGGCACAGGUGCGAAUUCGAAGGCAGCGAAUGCCUCAGCGGUUGAAUCUACUUCUUCCAACGCGGCACAGUGCGUCUCAUCUCAGGUUCUCCUAGCUACAGCAGUCGUAGUGAUCGAAGACGACCAAGGUUCUCGCUAUCCAGCACGAGCGCUACUGGAUUCAGGGUCGGAAUGCAACUUUAUCACCGAGAAUCUCUACCAGACAAUGAAGGUAGCGGUUAAAAGGACGGACAUUUCGAUUAUGGGCAUUGGACAAUCAAGCACUAAGGCAUCUCGCAAGAUCAAGGCGGUCGUCAAGUCUCGAAACUCGUACGCUCGAUCGAUGGAAUUUCUCGUUCUACCGAAGGUCACAGCUUGCCUACCAACCUCUACAGUUCAGGCAAAUGAAUGGGAUAUACCGGUAGACAUCGAAUUAGCGGAUCCGGAGUUUUUCCGGUCAAGAAAGGUCGACUUGGUGUUAGGGAUCCAAGCUUUCUUCAGCUUCUUUCCAACCGGAAGGGAAAUCCAACUUGGAAAGGGUUUACCUGUGCUGACCGAGUCCGUAUUUGGGUGGAUAGUGACAGGCGAAAUCACUACAGCAAGUCAGGGUACCAAGUACACUUGCAAUAUGGCAGUCUCGGACGAUCUGGAGGAACUAAUGGCACGGUUUUGGUCCUGCGAGGAAGUGGGAGCCGUCAGCAAAUUCUCUCCAGAAGAAGCGCACUGCGAGGAGAACUACGAACGGACAGUCAAGCGGGAAUCGGACGGACGAUACACGGUCACCCUCCCCAAGAACCCCGAAGUUUUGGCGGAAAUCGGUGGAUCGAAGGAUAUUGCUCUGAGACGGCUGCGAGCGGUAGAACGAAGGUUGUCCAAGGAUGAGCGGCUUCGGAAGCAGUACAGCGACUUCAUGACUGAAUAUCUGGAGCUCGGUCACAUGCGAAUGGUAAAUGACUGCGAGGAGAAUACAGUCAAGCGUUGUUUUCUACCCCACCACCCGGUCAUCAAGGGGUCUAGCACCACGACCAAGGUGAGAGUGGUCUUCGACGCUUCAUGUAAAACGUCUACGGGUGUAUCACUCAAUGAUGCACUGUAUGCUGGACCAGUCGUUCAGCAAGAUCUCAGGUCGAUCGUUCUCCGCAGUCGGAUUCGUCAGGUGAUGGUUGUAGCUGAUGUAGAGAAAAUGUUUCGGCAGAUCUGGACGAAUUUGGAGGACACUCCUCUACAAUGCGUUUUGUGGACGUCACCAGAUGGGAAGGUUUCCACAUACGAACUUCUAACCGUGACGUACGGCACCAAAUCUGCCCCGUAUCUUGCCACUCGGACCUUGAAACAGCUGGCGUCCGAUGAGCGGGACAAGUUUCCUUUAGCAACACCAACUAUCGAAGAGGACGUGUAUAUGGACGACGUUAUCUCUGGAGCAGAAGACGUCGAAUCGGCGAUCGAAUUGAGAAGGCAAGUUGACGCGAUGAUGAUCAGCGGUGGAUUCAAACUGCGAAAGUGGGCUUCCAACCGCCCGGAAGUACUAGAAGGAGUUCCAAGGGAAAAUCUGGCGUUACCUGAUUCGAACGGCAUUGAUUGGGACCAGGAUGCAGAAGUGAAAGCAUUGGGCUUAACAUGGCUUCCCAACGUAGACCAAUUCCGUUUCAAGUUCGACAUUCCUCCUAUCAACGAGCAUCAGAUCCUCACAAAACGGCAGGUGCUGUGUUUCAUAGCGAGACUUUUCGAUCCACUAGGCCUACUUGGAGCAACCAUAACUUCUGCCAAGAUCUUCAUGCAGCGGCUUUGGUGUCUGAAGAACAAGGAAGGUCAAAAUCUUCAAUGGGACGACCCACUACCCGAAAUGGUGGGUGAGGAAUGGCGAACAUUCCACGAGCAACUUCCUUCACUGAACAAAAUUCGGAUUCCACGAUGCGUCAUAGGUCCAGGUUCACUAUCCGUAGAAUAUCACUGUUUCUCGGACGCCUCAACAGUCGCUUACGGCGCGACAAUCUACGUUCGGAGCCAGAGAGACGAUGGCGCGGUUUCGGUUCACCUUUUGACCUCGAAAUCAAAGGUGGCACCCCUCAAGGUGCAGUCUCUACCUCGGUUGGAGCUCUGCGGCGCACUUUUGGCAGCUCAACUUUGGGAAAAGGUAGCAGAAUCGCUGAAAACAGGUGGCCGAGUUCAAUUUUGGACGGAUUCGACAUGCGUACUGCAUUGGAUAAGGUCACCACCGGGAACAUGGACAACUUUCGUCGCGAAUAGAGUUGCGAAAAUUCAAGGUUUGACGGAAGCAGGUCAAUGGAGACACGUUCCUGGAAUUACAAACCCUGCUGAUCUGAUCUCGCGUGGAAUCUCGCCGAACAACAUCAUUGGGAACAAUUUGUGGUGGUAUGGACCUACCUGGCUGCUGGAUACUCCUGAAAAUUGGCCCAGACCCGUGGAGAACACCCUAGAAGAAGAGUUGGAGAAACGACGCAAUGUGAUGGCUUGUGCUUCAUCGAAAGAAAUUGGGUUCAUUUCGGAUCUUUUAUCAAAGUUUUCAUCGUUCACGAGGUUAAUACGGAUGACCGCAUACUGGUUGCGCUUCCUGAACAACUUACGGUGCUCAGCGGAUGUAAAACGGACAGGAUUUCUAUCUAGUUUUGAACUACAAGCUGCGGAGCAGGUGAUCAUUCGGAAGGUUCAGCAGGAGUCGUUCCCAGAGGAGAUCAGCAAGUUGUCGGUUAGCACACCUGUGGCACGAAAUUCCCCUCUGCGAUGGUUCAAUCCUCGAAUGGACGAAAGAGGCAUCCUACGGGUCGGCGGUAGAUUAACUCAUUCUGCAGAGCCGCCGCAAACGAAACAUCCGAUUGUCUUACCGGCGAGACACGCUUUAACUGAGUUGAUUCUCCGCCAUUUCCAUCAAAUGUACCUGCACGCCGGGCCCCAAUUACUACUAGGUACAGUUCGGCAACGGUACUGGCCACUAGGAGGCAGAAACUUGGCAAAAAAGGUCGUUCAUCAGUGUCAACGAUGUUUCCGUGCAAAACCAUCCGUAAUUCAGCAACAGAUGGGAGAGUUGCCGGCUGCCAGAGUCACAGUUUCACGUCCGUUCUCAAAAACUGGCGUAGAUUACUUUGGUCCUGUGUAUCUGCGAGCUGGUCGAGGGCGAAAACCGACCAAGGCGUAUGUUGCAAUCUUCGUGUGCAUGGCCACGAAGGCCGUGCAUAUGGAAUUGGUGUCAGACCUGUCUACGGAGCGGUUUCUACAGGCUUUGCGACGUUUUUUUGCGCGCCGGGGGCGCUGCACCGAUGUCUACUCAGAUAACGGGACGAAUUUUGUGGGAGCGAGGAACCAAAUGCAGGAGCUAUUCGAGUUGCUGAAAAACAAGGCACAUCGUGAGAUCAUUUCGAGCCAAUGCGCGAACGAGGGUAUAUACUGGCACUUCAACCCUCCAAGUGCCCCACAUUUUGGAGGUUUAUGGGAAGCAGCGGUUCGUUCAGCGAAAUUUCACUUGUUGAGAGUCCUCGGAGGAAACCCUGUGUCCCAGGAAGACUUCACCACUUUGUUGACGCAGAUAGAAGGGUGCUUGAACUCGAGACCAUUGACUGCCCUAUCAGACGAUCCUUUGGAUUUGGAACCGUUAACACCGGCACAUUUUCUGAUUGGAGGAUCGCUAUUAGCACUUCCAGAUCCUGACCUUGGUAAUGUCCAGCUCAAUCGGUUGACGCAGUUCCAGUUAAUUCAAAGGCAGCUACAGGAUUUCUGGAAACGUUGGCGUCGCGAGUAUUUAUCCCAGCUUCAGGCUCGAUCAAAACAUUGGCAGCCAGCCGUUGACAUUCAGGAAUCAUCGAACGGAACUGAUAAGGGCAUUGAAGUCAUACAGGAACCGAUGUCGCGAUGGAAGGUUUUUGAGCUAAACGGUCCUGUGCUAAGCGCCGUGCGCAAAUGCCUCUGUGAUACGGGGUAUGACAGCUACGUGGCGCUGAAGACCAUGACCGAUGGCGAUCUGGCUGACCUGUCCAAGGAGUUUAAAUUGCUGCCUAGACAUCGCGCUGCCCUCAACGGGUACCGACACUUGGUUAAGGAUAACGAGUGGGGAGCAGUCUUUAAACACUUCCGAUCGACUCACACGAUGAAGUCCUGCGCGGAACUGGCGACGAAACAGUUGAAACUGGACAUUAUUCUGAACGAAGCAUCUUCAAAGACAACGUCACAAACCAAGCGCGGUUGUACAAAAGCCAAGAAAACAUCGACCGGAAUGCCAAAACGCGCACUGGAUCUACCAACGGUUGGGGAAACAAUGGAUGGACCCGGUUGCAAUACAUCCAUGGUAGAAACAGAUUGUAACGGCGCUUCCGGAGCAGCACCAACGCAGUUGGAACACGUAUCUACGAUCAGUCAAGAACUCGAAGAGAAAUCGAAGCAGCAUCAGUUUUCACCUGGCGAACUAGCAUCAUCUCGAUCAUCGCCAAAAGCUUUGCCUAAACUUUGCACGGCACCUGAACCGGUUUCGAGAACAUAUGCAGAAGCUGUUGAGGGUGAUCCCUUAAACGACCCGGUGGACAACCCAAUGGAGGAACCUUCCAUGCUAAUUGACAAACGAGACGAACAGCAAAGUAAGAAUGGCCAUGAAAGUCAAGAUGAGACUACAUCGGAUGAAGAAGAAGCAAUUGAGACAUCCUCACGUGAUUCCUCGAGCUACUCAUCUGACAGUCCAGUUAAUUGCGUUACACCCCUUGAUGAGUCAGGUUAG